Messenger RNA from Acanthopagrus latus (yellowfin seabream), 3433 nucleotides. RefSeq names its product SWI/SNF related, matrix associated, actin dependent regulator of chromatin, subfamily a-like 1 (gene smarcal1). NCBI's taxonomy places the organism in Eukaryota, Metazoa, Chordata, Actinopteri, Spariformes, Sparidae. Gene Ontology annotation, biological process: DNA repair; replication fork processing. Gene Ontology annotation, cellular component: nuclear replication fork. The record is from RefSeq and is a predicted model, not a curated record. Gene Ontology annotation, molecular function: ATP binding; ATP-dependent chromatin remodeler activity. The transcript has 17 exons. The coding region runs from base 392 to 3136 and encodes 914 amino acids.
ACGCAGCCCACCAGCCAGCAGCCUGUCAGCUAGCUAACUAACGUUGGGUGUUAGUACAGACCUUUUAAAUCUUUGCCGACCGCAGAUCAUAAAAUUGAUCAUCUGCUCUUACACGUGUGACUGCUGGAGUUUGUUGUAAACCACCGAGAAGCUGUCGAUACAUUUUGUUUAAGUCAACUGUUGCCGCCGACGUUAGCAACCUUAGCCGAAUCUGUUAGCAGCGCAAGUUUCCAAACUUUUGCGGUAACGUUAGUCGUAGCUGCGAUGAUGGUCCAGAUGGGUGUGCGUGGCUCACUUGUCUGUAGGUAACAAGAUGUUUUAGCAGCUCUAAGUGUUACUUAUCAGAUUUUGUGGAGUCACAAGUUAGCGAGUUAGCGUUAGUUGCUCCAUCAUGUCUAAUCAGCUGACUGCAGAGCAACAGCGGAAAAUUGAGGAAAACAGACGGAAGGCCUUAGAGAGAAGAGCCCAAAGACUAGGUCAGACUACCAGCAGCAAUAAGCAGAUACCAGUAGGCUUCGGCAGUGCUUCAGUGCAGGUACAGCCUCCUAAACACAGCGUUAACUCAGAGGCUGCAACCUUAGCUCAUCACAGAGAGGCACACAGCCCAUCUGCUGCACCGAAACCUUUUGUUCCACCUUUCAAAAAAGACUCACAGAGCUUUUUAAACCAAAAUCAAGACCCAAAGAAUCAACAGUUAUCUAGUACUGGCAACCGAAUCAACCACCAGAGCACUCUGUGUAACUCUGCUUCCUCAAGACUGAUACAAGUCAUCGACCCACUGCCUCAGACAAGAACUCAACAUGUGAGCAGCCCCGUCUUGUCCGGCGGAGGAAGCUUUGGUGCAAAGCCAGCUCAUCCCAAGUCUAACUUCACGCCCAGCAGCUCUGGCUCGUUCUACAGGCAAACUCCUAAACCUGCUCAAAGUCCUGUGGCACAGCUUCCCUCCAACUCAUCAACUCUCAAUGCCGUCGCUGCAAAAAAGCCGGCCAUCUCUGUAAGAGGGAAAUGUGUGGCUCACACAGAGGGCCGCUUCAGAAUAGAAGUGGGAUACCACGCAGAGCUGAUUGCGGUUUUUAAAUCCAUCCCCUCGAAGAACUAUGACCCUGCCACAAAGAUGUGGAGUUUCAGCCUGGAGGACUAUCGACAGCUAAUGGAGGAAGCGGCUUCUAUCGCCUCCGUGUCUCUGAGGCCUCUGGAGGGGAUGGGCGCCGUGGACGUCGCAGCGGCCACCAGUCGAGCCUGCGACGGCGCGGCUCUUGGGGCGCUGCUGAAGCUGUGCAACGGCUGGCAGAAACCUGGAGCUGUCCUGCAGGGCCAGUGCAUCCUGGUGUCUCGGACGAAGUUUGAGGUCGAUGUCGGCUACAAUGCUGACGUCAUUGCAGCGUUCAAGCAGAUGCCAACAAAGAACUACGACAUGAAAACCAGAAAGUGGAGCUUUUCACUGGAGGAUUACAAGAGACUCAUGGAUCUCCUCAGUGGGAUAGCAGCAGUGGAGGUGGAGCCUCUGCCCAGGGCAAUAGUCCAGGCUUUCUCUGCCAGCUUUGAUGGGAGUGAGGCCAGGUCUGUAGACGUCCCUGAGGCAGACCUCUCGAGCAUCGACCCCUCGCUCACCUGCAGCCUCAUGCCCUUCCAGAGGGAGGGAGUCAAUUUUGCUGUGUCUAAACAAGGCCGCCUCCUCCUGGCUGAUGACAUGGGCCUGGGAAAGACUGUGCAGGCCAUCUGCAUAGCAGCCUACUACAGGAACGAGUGGCCCUUGCUGGUGGUUGCUCCCUCCUCUGUGCGAUUCACCUGGGCUGAGGCCUUCAGACGCUGGCUUCCCUCCCUGAGUCCUGACAGCAUCAACGUGGUGGUGAAGGCCAAAGACAACCUGCGCUCUGGUUUGGUCAACAUCGUCAGCUACGACCUGCUGAGCAGGACGGACAAGCAGCAGCCGGGAAACCCCUUCAGCGUUCUCAUCAUGGAUGAGUCUCACUUCCUGAAGAACAUAAAGACGGCUCGUUGUAAAGCAGCCUUGCCUCUGCUGAAGGCCGCAAAGAGAGUGAUUCUUCUGUCUGGGACCCCUGCCAUGUCCAGACCCUCGGAGCUCUACACUCAGAUUCUGGCAGUCAGACCCACACUCUUCCCUCGCUUCCACGAGUUCGGGGUGCGCUACUGCGCCGCCAAACAGAUGACCUGGGGCUGGGACUACUCGGGCUCGUCUAACCUUGGGGAGCUGAAGCUGCUGCUGGAGGAGUGUCUGAUGCUGCGCCGCCUCAAGUCUGAAGUCCUCUCGCAGCUUCCCGCUAAACAACGCAAGGUCGUCACAGUGACUAUAGACGGCAUCAACACUCGCAUUAAAGCCGCUCUGUCAGCUGCUGCCAAACAGCUGAGCAAGGGGCACCGCAACAAAAUGGAAGAGAAGGAAGCCCUCCUCGUCUUUUAUAACCACACAGCUGAAGCCAAACUGCAAGCCAUCAUGGAGUACAUCACAGACAUGCUCGAGGGCGGGAGGGAGAAGUUCCUCGUGUUCGCCCAUCACAAGUUAGUCCUGGAUCAUAUCACCUGCGAACUGGGAAAAAAGAAUGUCGGCUACAUCCGGAUUGACGGCACCACUCCAUCAGCUGAGCGGCAGCAGCUCUGUGACAAGUUCCAGUUCUCAUCCAAAACCUGCGUGGCUGUGCUUUCUAUCACUGCAGCUAACAUGGGUCUCACCCUGCACUCUGCUGACCUGGUGAUCUUCGCUGAGCUUUUCUGGAACCCUGGGGUUCUCAUCCAGGCAGAGGACAGGGUGCACCGUAUUGGACAAACCAGCAAUGUGAACAUUCACUACCUGGUUGCCAAGGGAUCUGCUGAUGAUCACCUCUGGCCAAUGAUCCAGGAAAAAAUGAAUGUCUUGGAGCAGGUUGGUCUGUCUGAGUCAAACCUCUCAGACAAAGCAGUGAACAGCAGCUUCCACUCUAAGGACCCAAACCAGAGGAGCAUCAUGGAGAUGUUCCAGCGGUCUUUCACCGCGGAAGAUGACAUGGACGAAGCCAUCCUACUGGAGGCUGCGAACGACUGGGAUGACACGCCGCCUGAAAACAGCUCGCGUCAACACCGCGGCACGGUCGAACAAAGCCCCAGCAAAAGGAGCAUUAAAGACUUUUUCAGCAGAUGACUUGGAAACUUAUUAGAGGAGCAAUUCACCCAAAAAUGAAAAUGCAGUCUUGUAGUUCUGACAACAUUUUGCCCAACUUUCCUUCCGCUUGAGGGUGAAGUUUGAUUUUGGGUGAACUGUUCCUUUUAAAUAUCAUUUUGAUUUGCUCAUUGAACACUUUCCCUACAAGUUUUCAGCUCAUCAUGACAGAUGUGAACUUAAGAAUAAAUGCUUUCGUUAUUUUAAUAGAUAUAAAUAACACUUUGACAAAACUUUAUAUUUUUUGCUAACAAGUGAAAAUAAAUAAAUGAAUGGCGA